Molecule: messenger RNA, 1256 nt
Organism: Sinocyclocheilus grahami
Lineage: Eukaryota; Metazoa; Chordata; Actinopteri; Cypriniformes; Cyprinidae
Product: integumentary mucin A.1-like
Exons: 9
Coding region: 141-1025 (294 amino acids)
Source: RefSeq, a predicted model, not a curated record
CAAAUGAGAACACAACUACAGAAAACACAGUAACCAGCAUUACAACAACAGAAAGUACCACAACAGACACCACAACAACAGCCAGCACCACAUCUGAGAUUAAAAAAACAGAGAGCACCAAAACUCCAGAAAGUACCACAAUGGAAGCCACAAAGACAGAAGGUAUGACUACUGGUAUCACCAAUCCAGAAGGCACCACAACAGCGACCAAAACAACAGAAAACACCAUCACAACAACAGAAAGUAAAACAAUGGAAACUACAACAACAGAAAGUACCACCACUACUACCGCAACUCCAGAAAGUACUACAGAAAGCACCACAACAGACACUACAACAACAGAAAGCACCCCCACAGGUACCACAACACCAGAAAGCACCACCACAGGUACCACAACUCCAGAAAGCACCACAAUGACAGAAAGUACAACCACUGGCACCACCACUUCAGAAAGUACAACAACAGACACAACAACAACAGAAAGCACAACAACUGAGACAACAACAGAAAGCACCACAAUGACAGAAAGUACAACCACUGGCACCACCACUCCAGAAAGUACAACAAAGGAGACCACAACAACAGAAAGGACCACAACAACAGAAAGCACCACAACGGACACUACAACAACAGAAAGCACCACCACAGGUACCACAACAACAGAAAGCACCACAACCGGUACCACAACUCCAGAAAGCACCACAAUGACAGAAAGUACAACCACUGGCACAACCACUUCAGAACGUAUGACAACAGAGACCACAACAACAGAGAGCACUAAAACAGAAAGUACCACCACUGGUAUUACAACUUCAGAAAGCACAACAACCGAGACCACAACAGACACUACAACAUCAGAAAGCACCACCACAGAAGGAACAACAGAAAGUACCACCACCGGAACAGCAACUUCAGAAAAUACAACAGCAGACACUACAACAACAGGAAGCACCACAACUGAGAUAACAUCAUCGGAAAGCACUACAAUGACAGAAAGCACCCCCACCGGUACCACAACUUCAUAAAGUACAACAACGGAGACCACAACAUCAGAAAGCACCACAAAGGAUGGAACAACAGAAAUUAACACAAGCGGUUGAUAUUUUAAUGUUUCCUUAAAAUGUAUUCUGUACAUAGUGGCUCCAGAGAAAGUUAAAAUAGGAUCCAUCUAAUAAAUUGCAGUGGAAGAAUAAACGCACCUGUCAGGUCAUCAUGAGAUUCUAAUGAGUAACAUUCAGGUAUAUACAAAAAGACAA